Molecule: messenger RNA, 15147 nt
Organism: Podarcis lilfordi (Lilford's wall lizard)
Lineage: Eukaryota; Metazoa; Chordata; Lepidosauria; Squamata; Lacertidae
Source: the annotation of a GenBank genome assembly
CCUUCAACCCGCCAUGAUGCCCCAACGGGCGGGAAAACCGUCGCUUGCCGACUGUGACCCUGACAGACAGGAAAGCGGAGGGAAAUGGUGCUUUGGAGGGAACACCGACAGGCCCCGCCGCCACCUCGGCUUCCUGCUCAGGCCAAGCGAGAGGCCUUUCCUCCGCGUUAUGUAAUAGGGAGGCGCCGCCAUUGGCCCGGUCCGGGCGCAGCAGCCGCCGCCGCCGCCGCCGGAUGAGGCGUUGGCGGGAGCGGCCUGGCCUGGCUUGGCCUGACUCUCGGCUCUCGGCGGCGGCGGGGAGGGGCGGCGCGUGCGCACUUCGCCGCCGCCGCCGCCGACGGACGGGCAGGGAGACGGACGGCGAGAGAGACUCCGUCCCUCACACACACACACACGGGCUCCUCCAUCCUCACGGGCAGGCGGCGGCAGCUGCUGCUGCUGGGCCGCGCGGAGCCUUCCGUAGCUGUCGACGGACGCCUGGCAGGCGGGACCUCCACAGCCCGGGUAAACGCGGGGGGCGAGGGCAGGGGCUUGGGCGCUGCCGCCGCCAGGCCUCGGGGGCGAGGGAGAGAGGCCGGCAGCCUGUUCGGGGCGGGUUAAGUCUCUUCCACCCGAGCCGGGCGGCGGCCGGAGGCGUUUAUUUGUCAGUCCCGUCCCCCCCUCUCGUGGGGAAGUUUCCCCGUCCCGGGUGGGGGGCUGAAAAAGGUAGAAGAGACCCCUCGUGUUUCUUGCGGGGCUGGACACAUGGCCGCUUCUUUCACGGACGGGAAGUUUUUUUUGGGGGGGGAGGAUUCGGGAACAUUGUGGUUUCCUUAUGGUUUUGCCCUGUGGUGGCAUUUCCCAUUUAUUUGUUUCCCCCGCCUUUAAAAACCCCAAACACGUUUAGGGUGAGGGAAAGGUUUGGAGGGGGGUACUGUUAGGCCCCCGCCGGAAGGUGCUGGGUAUGAUGGGAUUGGGUUGGUUUAUUAUAUUUCUAUGCCACUUUUCGUUCAAAUGAAUCCCAAAGCGGCUUAUAAAUAAUAGUAACAUAAUGGAACACUACACAUAUAAAUCAUGUAGAAUAAUGGCUAUGGGGGUUGACUGUCUGGGUUUGCCUGUUAGAAAGUUGCACUUUCUUACAUAGUGCUGUGAGGUUUUUGAAAUGGGCUUUUCCACCUUAAAAAAACCCCUGACCAGUUUUGCAGUGUUUCCUCUCUUUAGAUGAUCCCCGGCUUCCCCUAGUUAUCCAUGUAACAGGUUUACUGGCAGCACCAAAUUCACCUUGAAAAGGUGAAGUUGGUAAAUGAUAUGAUGUUCGUCUUCAUUGAAGUCAUGAUGAUCUCUCUUGGAAAUAAGUUUUUAGCCAGCUGUAUCAAGGAUAGCUGGACGGAGUGGGAAACCAGGCAUGAAGGUGGUGAGCUCCCCCUUCCUUCCUCCAGUUAGGGUUCUUGCACUUGACUAUGCAAAACAAGAGGAUUUGUAUUGCGUUGGCCACUCUUGGCCUCAUACGCUUUCAUGCCAAACACCAUUCUUGGCACACUUUACUCUUUGUUGUUUCAUUUCUUUCCUUGCCAUCACAUGUUGGAACUGAGUCUGCUGUUCACAUCAACACUUGAAACAGCUUAAAAUCAGGUUGGAAUGCUGUCUCUACGUGUGUUCCUUGGUACAGUAAGGAUUAAAAAUUAUAUAUCAUAAGAGUUUGAUUGAAGCUGAAUGGUAAAUUAAUCUGCGUUGUGCUACGUGUGUAAAACGCAGCUGCUAGUGUCAGACCUGAGAUAUGAAACCUCAUUACCAUUUGUUACUUGGUCACAUGCACUGGUUGUUUUCCGACUUGGACAUUUCCUUCUAGAAAACAAGUUCUUAUGCAAGUGAUAUGCUUGACAGCUUAAUCAGAAUCUUAUUACUCUAUUUUUGUUUCUUUACCUUUUUGUACAUUCAGCUGCAAAGGCCUGUUCAUUUUUUACCCUGGUUUGUCUGAUUAAGUUAAGAAGUGGAAACAAGUCUGCAGUCUCAUGAGUUUGGGAAAACUGCAUGUUAUAUGCCCCGUACCCCAAAUAUAGGAAUAUUGAUGAAGAAGGCAUUUAAUACUGAUAUUCCUGACAUACACAGUUAGAAGGUUACCACAGCAAGAUUAGAUGCACAUGUUUUGUUCUGGGAAUCGGAAUCUGGUUGAAAACAAGGAAGGAUCUGAUAACAUAUGUUGGCUGUGUGCAGUUCCAGAGGAGAAAUUGCUGCCUGCUGUUAUGACAGUGAAAUUCUUUUAGGACUUAGCAGAUUGGAUAUGGUUGAAGUCUCAUGGGUGUGCCUUUACAAUGAACAUCCUGGCCAGCCUCCUUUUUAAAUUCUCAGCUGUCCCAACCAAGAUACCCAUAAGUAUACCCACCAAGGCAUGACAAAACAGUUGCAUGAGUUUUAUUUGGGGAGGAAACCAUCUUGGGAAAUCAGCAACAAGUAUGCAGACCAGUUGAUCCCUACUUUAUUAAUCUUGCCAGGGUAAUAACUUAUUAUUAUGCAUGCACCGUAAGUAAAAUUACGUAUGGUGUGGAGAAAGUGAAUAGAAACUGUUCUUCUCUCAUAUUAUUAAUUACAUUGCAUUUAUAUCCUCCAAGGAACUCAAGGUGGUAUAGAUGGUUCUCUCUAUUUUAUCUUGUCGUUUGCCCUGUGAAGUAGCAAUAUAAUACACACAUAUACACAACUAUCCUUCACUAGCAGCAGUUCAGUAUUAAAAACAAUAAUAACCAGCAACAGUGCAGACAAGGCUUGAUGCAGAAGAAGUUUGUUCUUGUUUUUUGGAAUUAGAAGCUCUAGAGAUCUCACCAAAAAAUAUUUUUGAUCAUGUAGAUAGCAGAUGGGGGAGGAACCCAUGUACAGUACAGUGGUACAUCAGAAGUCGAACAGAAUCCGUUCCGGAAGUCCGUUCAACUUCAAAACAUUUGACCUCCAAAGCAUCGCUUAUGAUUUCGGCUUCUGAAAGAAUGUUCGAAAACCGGAACACUCACUUCCGGUUUUUGAUUGUUCGGGAGCCAUGGUACGACUGUAUUAAAACAUAGAAAAUGUGAAUAUGUAAGGCAGAAGUUUCAGAACCAUAUUUGCAGUCUUAAAAAAUAAUCCCCGAUGCUAAUAAAAUGAGAGAACUUUGCUGUUCAAUUAUAGUAAAACUCUUAAGCUUUUAUCUGGUCACACUGGUUUUAUGGAUUCAGUGUAUGUGGGUUCAGCAUAUGUGAGGUCAUUCUCACUUCCCUGUCACUGUUCUCACUGGGCUGCUUUGGGAGGAAGGGAGGGAUAUAAAUUGAAUAUAUAAUAAUAAAGUUACCCAUCUGUAGUCUGAGAAUAUGUGACCUUUUCUAUAGAGCUGCUCUGUGGUCAGAACACACACAUUGUACAGCAGAGGUAGCUAACCUGUGGGCCUCCAAUUGCUGGAUGACAACUCCUAUCAUCUCUGAUGGUUGGUCAUGCUGGGGGUGGUUCAUAGGAGUUGGAGUAUGACCCACAUGAAUAUAGGUCUCUCUGCCUUUUCCUCAUGAAUCACUUUGCUGGCAUGUGGAUGGAAUGCUCUGAGGAAAAUGAUACAGGAAGAUAAACUGUGUUUGAGGAACUCAGAGACUUGGAAGGAGUAUGUCUCCCUUUUUCUGCUGACCCAGUCACUGAAAUUUGCAGGAGAGUUCUGUCUUGUUCUGAAUUCAAGCCAUCUUCAGUGUGGAGCAGUGGUGUUCAAACUUUUUUCAAAGAGGGCCAGAUUUGAUGAAGUGAAGGCUGUGAGGGCCAACCAAAGUUUUUGACCUUUUUUUAGGAUUGAAGUUAUUGAGGUUUUUUUAGGAUUUUACCCCAGAAAAUAAACUGACACAGAGUGGCCAGGUUAAGUCGACCGCCAGGCCGGAUUAUACCCCCAAAACAGACUUUGGACAUGCCUGGUGUGCAGUUUUUGUCAGUAACUCAAUACAUGCUUAUUCACCUGGGCUUUGGGGUUGUUUUGAAACUGGCCAUUGUUACUUGAUACUGCUCCUGUUAUCAAAAGUUAAUAAUGGCUUUAGUGUACCAUUUUCCUGUUUGCAUGAACAUCCCUUUAUUCGGAACAGCCUUCUAAAAAUCAGUCCCUUUAGCUUGGUAUUGUCAGCACUGUUUGGCAGCAGCGGCUCUCCAGAGUUUGUGGAGACAUCACAAGUUGAGUUUGGGAUUUUUUGCAUGCAAAACAGGCGUUCAACCUCUUGAGGUGCAUAUUUUGAUAAUGGCCAGUUUAUACAGUCAUACCUAGGGAUAAAUAUGCUUCAGGAUAAGUAUUUUCGGGUUGUGCUCCACGGCGACCCGGAAGUAACGAAGUGUGUUACUUCCGGGUUGCGCCGCUCACGCAUGCGCAGACGGUCAAAAUGAUGUCGUGCACAUGCGCGGAAGCGACAAAACGCAACCCGCGGACAUGCUGUUGCGUUUUACGUUCUGCUCAGGAUGCGAACGGGGCUCUGGAACGGCUCCUGUUCGCAUCCCGAGGUACCACUGUUUUUGGAAUAAAUAAUAAACCUAGGAGCAAGCCCAAAAAAGUAUAGGCUGUCAUUCCAUUGCAAAUCUAAUUCUAUAUCAGGAAUAGGGAAUCUGUAGCUCUCCAGAUCUUGUUGAACUACAACUCUCAUCGCCCCUGAACACUGGCAUUGCUGACUGGGGCUGUUGGGAGUACAACAAUAUCAGGAGGAAUGCAGGUUCUACGCCGCUGACUUUAAGAAAAAUAUCAUGGCUGUGAACAGCAUAGAAUAAAAUUAUAGUCAUAAAACAAAUACAAAACAUCACAAAUCAAAAUUAAUAUAUCAACUUUACUGAAUCACUACUUGGGGGAAGCCAGAGUGAACAGGUGAGCUGUAAGCAGGUGCCAACAUGCCGGUACUCUAGGGGGCUGCCUGAUAAUCACUGGAAGCACAAGCCAAAGGGCAGGUGCCACCACACUAAAGCCAGACAUAGCCUAUCCUGGAGGAUGCCAUGGUCAGUGGUACAGAAACCUGCAGAGAUCUCACUCUCCUUGUCUCUCUCAAUUAAAGUAAUCUAUCAGGGUAACAGGCCAAUUCGUCCCAAAACCAUGCCUGAAUUCAGACUGCAAUGGUUCUAGAUAAUUGAUCUCUUCCAAGAAUGUCUCCUGUUGUUCUGCCACUACCCAUGUCAUCUUCAUUUACAACUGGUUGGUAACUAUCACAAACCAUGGAGACCAGUGCGGACUUCUUUAGAGUGGCCAUACCAGCUUCUUUUAAUGCCAAAAUUUAUAUACUGCUUGAUUGUAAGAAAACCUCUAAGCGGUUUAUAAGAAAAUCUCUUACGUAGUUAAUCAAUGAUAAAAUAUUUUCAAUGUCUAAAAGGAUACCCGAUUUUAAAAGCAUUUUUAAUACAGCUGUAUUUGAAAAGUACAAUGACAAACAAAAUCUUAAGAAUAUCCCUCAUCUCUCUCUUUUAUGUCUGUGCCAUACGAUCACAAAGUGUGUAUUUUGCUUCAGAACUAUUUGUACUUGACUUCAGACUAUGCAAACUAAUCAGCUAAAACUCAUAUGAGAAGUUGAUUUUUUUUAAAAAUUGGAUGCUAUGUAUACUAAGCAGUCACGUGAGCCUCAGUAGGACGAAGAGAAGAGAAGAGUUUGGAUUUGAUAACCCGCCUUUCAUUCCCCUUCAGGAGUCUCAAAGCGGCUAACAUUCUCCUUUCCCUUCCUCCCCCACAACAAACACUCUGUGAGGUGAGUGGGGCUGAGAGACUUCAGAGAAGUGUGACUGGCCCAAGGUUACCCAGCAGCUGCAUGUGGAGGAGCAGGGAAGCGAACCCGGUUCCCCAGAUUACGUGACUACCGCUCUUAACCACUACACCACACUGGCAUAUCUUGUAAAAAUUAUGCAGUUAUAUGCAGCUUUCCAUUUUGGGAGGUUUGUUUUGUGUUAGUAUCACAACUUGAUGAUGCUUGCAGGGGAAUAGUUAAAAUUAUCAAGCUGCUAGGACAUACACACACACACACACCUUCAAGAGUACACUGGGAUAACCUAGAUGUCUUGGAGAAGUGUAGGCAGGCUCUGGUUGUCUGUCACUCUUCAGUCUUCUUGGUCUCUUGCAACAAAACACUGUAAAUGCUCUGAAACAGCAUAUUGUGACAGACUCUAGCUUCAUGUUACACACUUGCACAAUGAUACAAGGAGCAAUCAGAAGUAAACCAGAACUGGGUGGAAAUUAUUCUGAGUUCAUGUGUUACCUGGGGAAUGAGCACUGGCUAUAGUGUGGGAAAGAAUUACUAGGUCACUUUUGAUGGCAAACUUAGACAUUAAUGUAAAUCUUGCUCAAUCAUAAAGCUCCCUUGAUAAUAUAGGACCAUAAUGAUACGCUCAACAUAACCUACCCCAUAGAGUUGUUUGAGGAAUAAGAAGGGAUAACAUCAUACCUGCUAUCUAUAAGUACUUGAAGAAAGGGUAGGGCACAAAUCAAGAAUAUCUCUUGGUGUAAAAUAUAAAAAAGAAAGUUUCCCUGCUUUGUAAGCAAAGUGUCCUUGGUAAAUGUGUUCGCUUCUCUGUUUGCCUUGUGAUAUGAAUGUGGGUACAGAGACAUGUAUUUGUAAGGGAGAAUUGGAGUAUUUUUUUAAACAUUCCUGACCAUUUUAACCCAUUGUUUCCAGUAGCAUCUGGGGGGAUUGAUGGUGUAAGACAUUUUUCUUAAUAAGCACCCCCCCUUUUGUGUGUGUGGCUUUUUGUGGCUGGUCAGUUCUUGUCCCUUUAUUUUCAACUACAGUAGUGAGUUCUGAAAUACUAUUAUCCUAGCAUAGCUGACAAAUAACUUCAUAGAGGCUAGAGUUCUCCCAAGUCUAGUUGGAGUAAUAAAGGUGUUGAAUUCCUUGUGUUCUGUGACUGAUUUAUAUCCGUGUGAAUGGAACAAUGUGUACUUAAUCUAAGAGUACCUUGAAACAGUAUAGGGCUGUAAUUGGGCUGUCACCAAAUCAUUGGCUGUCAGGAGCAGGGAAACGCACAGCAGUAAUUAUGUCAGGACACAGGAUAGUUUUGUAAUUUGACCCAGGACUACCAGUUUCAGUAGCAGCCAUGUGUUUCUUCUCAAAUAUAGCACCACCUUCAAUUGCUCUAACUAAAUGGAGGGGUUUGAGCCUGAAUUCUUUCCUCCAAAUUCCUCCUCCUUGUAACAGAAUAAAUAUUCUCUUAGUUGUAAUCUGUGGAACCACUCUUGUCUCAUUUAUGGGAAUAAAUGAUGGGGCACCUAUGCUAGUUGUGAGAAAAGUACCUGGGCAAGUAAUUACAAAAAUAUGCUUUUUCUAGAUGGAGGCUGGCUCUUAAGAAGUGCUUAAAUGCUAUGGCCGCAAUCCUAAACACAGUAGUGAGCAAAUUAUUUUAACUUGAAGCCAUUUAUUUCUGAGCAAAUAUGCCUUAGAUUGCUCAUACGGUUCAGUCUGCUAUAAUGCCUUUUGCACUUAUUUUUAGAUAUGGCUCGUGGACAACAGAAGAUCCAGUCACAGCAGAAGAAUGCCAAAAAGCAAGCUGGAGCAAAGAAGAAACAAGGCCAUGAUCAGAAGGCUGCAGCUAAAGCUGCUCUAAUAUACACCUGCACCGUCUGUAGGGUAAGAGGCUUUGAAAAUGAAGCAUUGUGGCAAUCUUUCCAGGCCCCAAGUUUGACUUGUAUGGAAGAGACAAAUAACAUCUAUGUGUGUUGUGUGCUACAUAUGCACUCUAGAUAGGGAAUUGAUAAUUUGACUCUGGAUUCCCUAUGCUCUUUUUCUUUCAUAUAAUUCCCUAGAAUUCUCUUCUCCAUAGGCAGUACAGUGGUGCCCCGCAAGACGAAUGCCUCGCAAGACGAAAAACUCGCUAGACGAAAGGGUUUUUCGUUUUUUGAGCUGCUUUGCAAGACGAUUUUCCCUAUGGGCUUGCUUCGCAAGACGGAAACAUCUUGCAAGUUUGUUUCCUUUUUCUUAACACCGUUAAUACAGUUGCGACUUGACUUCGAGGAGCAACUCAUAGAACGCGGUGUGGUAGCCUUUUUGAGGUUUUUAAAGACUUUGGUGAUUUUUGAAGCUUUUCCAAAACUUUCCCGACACCGUGCUUCGCAAGACGAAAAAAAUCGCAAGACGACAAAACUCGCGGAACGAAUUAAUUUCGUCUUGCGAGGCACCACUGUACAGAAGAACCUACAUAAAGUUUUAACACACCCUUUGCAUUGUCACCGGCUAUUAUAUCAACUUGUGCCUGUUUGUAUGAGUUCAGUCUCCUACUACUGAUUUCAGUUGUUGGGUAUCCUGUGCUAGCAAGUCAAAAAGGUUACAUGGUAAACACUUGAAUCUUGUAUCAGAUGAAAGUGUAUGUUAUCGGUAGUGCCUAUCAUUUCUGCAACACUUGGGGAAUUGCAUGCGCUUUGCUUCGAAGAGUUGGAGGGUGUGACAGCAUGCACAUGCAGUGUAGUAAAUCAGUAGGUUAAGAGGUGAGGGAGAAGGAAAUGGGAACAUCCUCACUUUGUGGGUUCCUGGGCAAGAGAUUUCUGAUUUUUAUUUAUUUAUAUGCUACCCAGCUAACAGUGUGUCCUCUGGGCAGUUUAACAACAGGCUUCCCUUCAGUGUGAGAGACUCAAGACAGCAUACAGUUGAAAGCAGAUAUAAUAACAUAAUUGAUAAACAAUAGCAAUAAGUAUCCUGCAGAACAGCGUAUGAUAAAAAUGGGCAGGAUGGACAAACAGAUGUGUGCAACGAGGAGUAAAAAAUGGAACAGGUACUGCUUGGAUACGCAACUGAAUAACAGUGCAGGACUUGGUGAAGCAGGGAUUUUGGUCAAAUACUGGGGGAGACUGCUUGUUACAUAGGGACCUGCCUGUUUCUAGACAGUGUUUCUAUACAUUCCCAGUAUUUGGUGAGUGUCUUGCUUGUAAGUUUAGCCUUAUAUUUAGGCACUAGUCUAGUAACCUUUGGUGACCAGGAGUUGCAUGCUGAUAUGGGAGUGGGCUGGCAGGGGUGGUAUGAAUUCUCCCUCAUCUGCACCUACUGUAAAACCCAGGUGAGCUGUUAGAGAAGGUGAGCCCCCUCCCGUAUGCCCAUCACCAAAAGUCGGCUCUUGAUACCUCUCCCCUUUAAUACCCAACAGGCUAUUUUUAAAAUGAUGGCUCCCCAUUUGUGGAAUGCUCUCCCCAGGGAAGCUGUCCUGGCACCUUCAUUACAUAUUUUUAGGCACAAAGGGAAAACAUUGCUCUUCAACCAGGCUCUUUGCUGUUAAACAGUCUAUGGCCUUUGAAAUGUGUUGAGGGAGGGUUAUUUUUUAUUAUUAUAUUAUGCAUGUUGUGUUUUUAUAUUGUAAACUGUCCUGUGAUCUUCAGAUGAAGGGCAGUAUAUAAAUGUAAUAAAUAAUUUGUACUUCCCAACAGGCAAAAAACUAAAGUUAAAACUGAAUUCACUGGUUUCAGGAAGGAAUACCCAUGAAAUACUAGCCAAAUAGCAGGGAGGGAGGGAGCACAAUUUUAUGUACAAUUUGUGAAAAGGGUAAGAAUUGAGUAGGAAUGAGUAGGUAGAACAAAGCAGGGAAGUUAGGAGGUGGCAAAGAAUGAGGAACAGUCCCUCCCAAAAUUUGGCUGCUCUUGAGCCAAAAACCCUAAUGCAGUCCUUUAGGAUUCAGUGAGAAGAAGCUGUAUUUGAGUCUGUUUGGGAUUUUGCCUUGCAUAAAGCUCCAUUCUCUCCUUAAUCAGACACAGAUGCCAGAUCCCAAGACCUUCAAACAGCACUUUGAGAGCAAGCAUCCGAAGACUCCGCUCCCUCCAGAACUGGCAGAUGUUCAGGCGUAAAAGCUCACAGGUGAAUGCUUAGUAUUUAAGUUUUGAAUUAAAUAAAUUUAGUAUAUAUCAUAAGUAAAACUGCAUCAAAUGGAUUUCAUUUACAAUAUAGGUUUUAUGAAAAUUGGGAGCUAACUUAAAGCAUAAACGAGGAUUUUGGUUUUGUUGCUUCUCAUAUUUAGAACUUUAUUUUGAUAUAGCCAGGGCAUUACGUAGCAACUUGGAGAGUUGCCAGAAUUGGCAACAAGUCUGUGAGAAGAUAAAUGUGUGUAAUCUUCUAAUUUUGUUGUGUUUAUCUGUUGCAAGGGUUCAGGGAGGUUCAGUUCAUUUACUUAUGAAAUGACAUUCGAUUGAAUCAUUAGAUGCUAGUAACUCGAUGAGACAAUAAGACUGUAUUUAACAAUAUUACUCUUGUGUUGCAGGUGAAUUCAUGGAACCUAUUGACUCUUCUACUGUCAGACAUUGCAUAACAAACCUGCAGCUGCUUUUCUAACAAACUGUUGAUCAGCAAAAAUGAAGGGGCUAUAGAAACAUUCAUAUUUUUAUGCUGUUCCUCUUGGGCGUCAUGUAAAGAUGAAUCUAUGUAACUGUACAGUUGUGCCCUACUUGGAAAUCUGGAAAUUGGUUCAUUCUUAAAUUUUUUACAGUUGUAAUUAUAUUGAUGUUCAUAUUGUGUAAAAUAACUCAUUUAAUAAAAUAGUACUUUGAUUUUACAAUAUCGCAGGUAAAAUACUUGUAGAAGUUCUGUUUUCAAUACCUGUUUUAUUUGCCUUACGAAAUCCUAACAAGUGGACUUCUCCCACAGCCAAAAACUAAAUGGUGUCAUUUGCUCUUUAACACUUAUUACUGUUGAGUCCACAUUAACUAGAAAAUUCUUUCUCCAUUCGGUAUGCUACUUGCUUUGAGCCUGGUUAUUUUCUAAAACACUUAAUAUCUUUGACCGAAGUAGUGUUUUCUUUCAACUCUGUUUAGUUUGGAGUGCCUGCUCUACUGACCCUUAUGAAAUUUCAUUCUUGUAUAUAAAUGAGCUUUUACCUUAAAUUUAUGCACUGGAGACAAGUGCAGUACCAGUGAAUCCUCAUGCUAGUUGGCAGGCUGGUGGAAGUAUAGUAGAACUGAAGUUUUGUUUUGGUGUGAUCUGAAUGAUCAUAUUCGCUAUAGCAAGUUAAAAUAAUUUAUCUCUGUUGUGAAGUUCCACUGUGGAAACUCUUAAAUGCACCUAUGAGAAGUCAGCCACACUGGCUACAUUAGUGUGUAAAAAAUGACUACUGUAACGGUUUCCUUGUUUGAAAGCAAAUGUUAAAUAAAUCUGUUUCAAAGAACAGGAUGGCACACAAAAUGGAGAUAAUAACUAACGAAAUGGAAAUAAUAACUAGCUGAGCUUUGAUUAGUUGGAACUGAUGAAUGGUAGCAGGAUAGGUGUUACUUUUUUUCCUAUCUUGCAGCAUUGGUUUAUGUCUGGACUAUCCAAAUUUCAUUUUGAACUAGAUUCUAAUGUCAGAUGCAUAGUGCCCAUGUUUUGGAGCUCUGUCUUACUUGCUUUUUACUGGAAAGAACUGCAAAUCCAUUUUAUGUUGGAAGCAGAUGACUGACAUGGGCAUUAUUGCUUUCCCAUUGAUUGGAUAUUUGGAAGGAAAUAUUGACCAACUUCUCUUUGCUUUGUGCCUGGGUCAUUUAAUCUUUUAAACAGUUAAUUCUUUACUUAAGCAUGCCCAUGCAGGUUGCACAUUUGAUACGGAAAGGUAAAUAGCAGUUUGUGCAUUUGUUAACCCGUCUGAUCUAUGCCAUUUAAGUUCAUCUGCCUUUACUAUAGUCAUUCUGGAAUGAAUCUUCACAGUUUUGUAGCUGUCAUUGCAUUGUACCCCUGACAUUAGAAUGUAGCCUUUUGGUUCGUUUUGUUUCCUCACUUGAUAAUUACAGCCUGUUCAUCAUAUGAUAGCUAGGUCCCAGUAGGCAAGAAAUCUGCCUUCCAAACUGCUGUGGUAUGCUUAAAUGUUGAAACUGAGUGCUUUUUAAACUGAAAGACACUUGUUCACUAAUUUUUACUUUUAGUAGACUGUUUUGGGGUGGGGGGUUAAAAAAAACACCACCUUUAAAUAAGUUCAUUGCUAAAGCUGAUACUUGUCAUGUAUUAUUUCAGACCUCAGAGCAGUAAAUAAAAGAGGGUUUUCUUCUAAAUUAUUUGGGAACAAUUAAGCAUAAGUUUCCUACUAGCUGUAGGACAACUGAACCAUUUAUAUGCAGAAUUUGCAUUUUUUUUAAAAAAUGGUUGUCAUCAGUAGCAUUGUGUUUAUGCACUGAGCAAGUUAGAUCUUGAUUUUGUACACUAUACUAAUGCUGUUACCAGCAGAUAAUUUGUUUUCUAAUCAGUUAAAAGCCACCACAGAAUCUUGGAAGGUCAACACACAUGGGAGCUAACAUGCGGGGUGGGGGGAGAGAAAACUGAGGUGGUAGGAACCUUGAAUUCUCUGUGCUGAGUUAAAGAGAUGGGGAUAAAUGUGGAAAAAAAUAUUCUUUCCAAAUCUUGUGGAUGGUACCCUGUUAAUCCUGGAUAAAGACACAAUUGUGCAGUGUAAUGUGUCUGAUUAAAAUCUUUUAAAAAGCAAAAGUGUAAAAUGUGAUAUUUCCUGCCUACUUAAAGCAAGUGUCAUUUUAUUAAAGCUUUGAUGCUAGCUGGGCAGCUUUAGCAAUUUGUUUAGUACAGGGAAUGGAAAUGACAGCAAGCAUUUCACUCAACUCUCUUAAGCACGAAUAACUUGGAUUUGGAAGCACCAAGAUAAGGUAAAGUAGCAUCGCAGCAAAAGUCCUGGUGAAUUGCCAAAAGUGCUUGGCUGUAAUGAACAGAUGUUUGUCUAUUGGUUAAGUCAUACUUGAAAUAAACACGAUACAGGGUUGUAUCCAGCACUGCCAUUAUGCUUAUGCAGUAGACUACUGCACGCACUAUGGAACUUCCCUCUCCUCUGCCAUACAAUCCCCUGCACACCCCCAAAAUCUGUUCUAGAAGUUUUGGGGACCCUAUGGUACAGAUUUGCAGGGUACGUAGAGAGGAGAAGAGCAGAUUCCAUUGCACAAGGUCACUCUAUGCAUGUAGCACUUGAGGCAAACCCAUAAUCUUGGGGGAAAUGUGCUAUUGCCGUCACUCAGUCACAUCAUACAAAAUUGCUCAUAGUCAUACCAAAGUUUCCAGCACUAUAUGCAUGUAGAUUUGCUGAAACAGCAUUCUCUUGUGAAAGAGUGUGAAUACCUAGUCUCUGGAAUGCUGCCUAACCUUGAACUCUGGGCAUUAGCAAGAACCCUUGUGAAACUUACAUGUAUAGUGUCAAAUACUACACUGUCAGGCAGGUUUUGUCUCUUAACAGGCCAGCUGAGCUUUAUAGGUCAUAUCAUAGAAUCAUAGAAUCAUAGAAUCAUAGAGUUGGAAGAGACCACAAGGGCCAUCGAGUCCAACCCCCUGCCAAGCAGGAAACACCAUCAGAGCACUCCUGACAUAUGGUUGUCAAGCCUCUGCUUAAAGACCUCCAAAGAAGGAGACUCAAGUACUGGGUUCUUUCUUCACUCCAGCUACGUGCUAUCUAGGUUCUUUUUUGCCUUGCUAGGAGAACAGUACAGCUGCAGCACUCAGAUGAAAUUGCAUGUCUCGCUGCAGAGAUCUUCAGGGGAUGACUACACAGCAUGCUUGGAAGAUACAGACUUAAUGCACUCAUUCAUUGGGUGGCUCAAGUUACUCUGGUAGCGAUUUGCACAUCAACCAGGUUAUGACUUCCUUAAUGCACGACAGUUUAUAACAUUUGCAAAGGUAAAAUCUAACAUCUAUAUUCUUCAAAAGGGCUGAAAGCUGCCAGGUGUUGGAAUAUAUUUUGGAGGACUGUUGCAAAGUUGAUAGAGCUCAUUGUUUUCUGUUGCUCUGGAGGGGAGAAUUUGAACCAACGACUUCAAAUUACGAGGAGUCGAGUCUGGAUUAAAUCAGUGGAUGAGGACUGGCGGCCUUGAGGGCUGUAUGUUGCACAGGCACACUAUCACAAUAAAUAUUAGGAAGAGCCUCCUGAUGGUACAGAUGGUUAAAACGGUGGAACAGACUGCUUUGGGAGAUGGUGGGCUCUCCUCCAUGACAAGUCCUUAAGCGAAGAGGCUGGGUUUAACCAGAGGAAGCAGUGAUGGCCACCAACCUAGAUGGCUUUAAAAGAGGAUUCAAUAAAUGAAUAGAGGAUUAUCAAGGGCUACUAGCCAUGAUGGCUCUGCUGCACCUCUGCUACUGGUGGGAGUAAUGCUCUUGAAUACCAGUUGCUGGAAGCCACAAGAUGGGCAGGGGGUUCUUGUGUUCACAUUCUGCUUGCAGGAUUCCCACAGGCACCUGAUAGGCCUCUAAGAGCAGAAUGUUGACAUCCUUAUUGGGGAUGCCACCUCUUGGAACUGCUAUAGGAGUGGAGUGCAUGUGGUUGGAAGGAUCAGGUGUUCCCCAAAUGGUCUCUGGACUUCUUGUGGUCCAUGAGUUUUAUUCAGAUAGUCUGCAGCAUGUCAUUAUUAAAUAUUCAUAAAGAUUUUUUUAAAACUGUUUUUGCUGUUUUUUAUUUCUUAUAUUGUUUUUGUAUUGCAAUGCAACUUGAAUUCUAUGAAAUAAAAUAAAACAUAAAAGACAGUAAGGAAAAAAGCAUAUUUUCAGACAGCAUAUUGCACUGCACAUUAUAGUUGCUACAACAGGCAGGAAAAUCAGGAGGGGAAAGUGGGAAUCACUGGACUGGGCAGACUUUGAGGUUCCUUGGAAUUCUAUGUAAAACCUCCACUGUUUAAACUGUGGUUUAAACCCUGUAGCAUCAGUUUGAGAGUCCAUCUAGUCCAGGAUUAUAUUUAAAGAAGAUGUCUUCAGCAAGCACAUAAACAGCUUAUGAAGGCUGCUCUCCCGGCCCAAGAGCACAUGGUAUUCAGAGAUAGACUGGUUCUGACCUUGAAGAACUUCCAUUAGCUCGAUAAAGAUGUUUUUCUAAGACUGCUUCACAGGGUUUGUAUUUGUAACUUACUGUAUGAUUGGAUCAUGUAUGCAUAAUACACAGAAAAUUCUGGCAAACAUAAUUGGGGGUCACAGCAAUUUCAUAAAGCAGCUGACUAUCAUGGCGCAAUAAGGGAUAGCACUCAGAUUAGUGUUCUGUUUUCCAGGAGUGAAUAGUGCGUCCAAUAAUGUAUGCCACGAAUAAACAGAACUGCUGUUCCAAGUGUCAUCUGACCACUCCACAAUAUGUAACCAAUUUUUUGUGAUUAUGAUAAUUGCACACCCAAGACUUAAGAUUUUGCUGACGUAAGCAGUUUCAGCUUGGAAGAUUUCUGUGUUGCUGUAUUCUGUGCAUCCUAACUAAAUUGGAUUGUAUUUGGUUGUUUUCUUAAUGUUCUGUAUUGAAGUUAUAAAAAUUAAUCUGGUU